Molecule: messenger RNA, 2043 nt
Organism: Orcinus orca (killer whale)
Lineage: Eukaryota; Metazoa; Chordata; Mammalia; Artiodactyla; Delphinidae
Product: endogenous retrovirus group V member 2 Env polyprotein-like
Exons: 1
Coding region: 1-1188 (395 amino acids)
Source: RefSeq, a predicted model, not a curated record
AUGAUGCCUCUUGCUUUUCUUUACUGUCUCAUCCCACUGGUGUCUGCUGCUUCCUGGGAGGAAAAUACUCUCAUUAGGUUGUCUCAGAGUUUAGCCAGAAGUAGUAAUUUAAGUAAUUGUUGGAUAUGUCAUUUGAAAUCUGAAACCAUCCAGGAAAACUAUGUCCCAUUUGUGAUCCCUGUAACUGAGUUUUAUACUGUGCCAGAACCCAUAACCUACUAUAAUCUUCCUCCUUCAGGCCUCACAUUCCAAGUUAAUCUAAUUCAGGCAAUUCAGAAUAUGCCAACACCUUGCUUCAACCUGUCUGAAGUAAUUUCCAUUGGAGGGCAAGUUACUACAGGUCCCCCGCGUUCCCUCGAUUUUCUCCUGAAAAAAUGUGAUGACCAAAAUCCCGUGAAUUGUACACUUGACAAAUGUGUAAGGGCUAAAAAUGACACGAAUUUAUGCCAGAAAGCCAGACAAGUUGGAUAUCAUGUAAACGGAAUAUGGAAGGCUUGCAGUGGCACUGACCCCUGGCUUGAUAACAUAAUCUCUGAACUCCCCAAAAAUGAAAGAAUUGAUGACACUACCAUGGGAGGUAUAACUUGCUCCCCUCCAGGAUAUAUCUUUGUCUGUGGCACAGGGAGUGACUCACCAACUCAAGGAUGGGCAUUUCGCUGCUUAGACAGCUGGGAAAUUGAAGGGUCAUGCCUACUGGGAUAUUUUAGGAUCCCUUUCUCCUUGCACAGCGUGGAGAGCAUCACUUCCCUCUCUAAAUCAAACACACAUCUUAAAAGAGAGAUAUUGGAAGGGUAUGAGGACAAUAUAGGACAAAGUAUUUUUGGCAGCUCCAUACCAUCUUCCAGACUUUAUGUCAAUAGAGAUAUGAUUCAUAACCUAUCUGACACAAUUGGGCAAAUUGCUGAGGACAUAGCUAAAAGUAUUGCAGCCCAACAAACAUCUUUGAACUCAUUGGCUCGAGUGGUCCUGGAUAAUAGAAUAGCCCUUGACUUCCUGUUGGCAAAACAAGGAGGAGUAUGUGCAGUGGCUCAUACCACAUGCUGUACAUACGUCAAUACCUCUGGAGAAGUUGAAACCCGAGCCAACAGAAUAAUUCAAAAGGCUACCUGGUUACAGGAUGUACGUAAAGAGGACAUGCACCAGGACUUAUUUUCCUGGGUACUAUCUGGAAUAGGGGGACUCUUUUGAGUACUGUUCCAAGGCUCCAUUUGAUCAUCAUCCUCUUUUCAAUGUGUUUAUUAAUUUUCAAAUAUUUGUCCAGAUGCUAUGGCAAAGUGGUCAAAGAGAGAGAUAAUGUGUUCAUAAUGCAAAAUACUUAUGCUAGGCCUGGGACUUGAGAAUUCUUUGAAAACAAGGUCCAAGUCUUUCUCUCCUCUAAUCCUGAAGAAUUGACAUCGCCCCUGUUCAGCAGGAAGUAGCCAGAGCGGUCGUCGCCCCAUUCCCCUCAGGAUUGAGGAUUAUCGAAGAGAAGAGGGAACUGAAACGGAGUAGGAACCUGCAGGGCCUUCCUGGGUAUAAUCCCCUCUUGUCCCCACUUCUUGUUUGUAGAAAAAGCUUGAGUUUUUGAGGCCUUCCCAGAGUUCUAAAGAGCAGACUCAAGCAGUUAAUGAUUACAGAAGUGAGGAAAUGCAGAAACAAAGGAAAAGCAAUCAAGCAAGAAAAGUUCAGCCAUAAAACAGAAUCAUGGGACUCCUAGUUCCUCCUCAAGGGAUAUAGAUAACAAUCUGAUGCAACGUAUCUCUGAGUUGUUUUACAGAAACCAAGACCCCAUGAUGAAACCUGAUGACCACAGCUAAGGAGACCUAGGCAAGUUGGAGCCAGAAGAGUGAUGAUCAAGAUGCCAGAUAUCACUUUGUUGCUUAACACCCAACCAAUCAGAAGAAUCCAUGAGCUAAUUACAUGCUUAAGACCCUUAUCCUUAAUUUUAGUCUUUAAAAACACUUGCCUGAAAGCCAUCAGGGAGUUCAGGUCCUUUAAGCAUUAGCUGCCCAUUCUUCUUGCUUGGCACCCUGCAAAUAAAUGCUGUACUUUCCUUCAUCACAA